This is a messenger RNA of Exophiala viscosa, 1434 nucleotides long. Its product is annotated as programmed cell death protein 2. Gene Ontology annotation, biological process: maturation of SSU-rRNA. The transcript has a single exon. The record is from RefSeq and is a predicted model, not a curated record. Lineage: Eukaryota; Fungi; Ascomycota; Eurotiomycetes; Chaetothyriales; Herpotrichiellaceae. Bases 65 to 1288 code for a protein of 407 amino acids. Gene Ontology annotation, cellular component: cytoplasm.
CGCGCAGACACAUACAGUCGAUCGAUUCAAUUGAUCCACAUCAAGACCUCUCCUACCUGGCAAAAUGCCCCCAUAUGAGAGCGACUCCUCAAGCGACGAUGGGGAAGACUACUCAACCACCAAUGUCACCCUUGGAUAUGCCAGCGCAGAUUCAACCGGCGACGACGUCAGCCACUUAGGUGGCUAUCCUACCUGGCUCGAUGCUAAACAGACUCCUUCCGCUGCGCUUUCCAAGUGCAAAGUCUGCAACGGAUAUAUGUCGCUGCUCCUGCAACUCAAUGCCGAUCUUCAACAGUACUUCCCUCACGACGAGCGACGCCUCCACGUGCUGUCUUGUAGGAAGAAAACAUGUUCAAAGAAAAUUGGUAGUGUCAGGGCUUUCCGAGAAGUGAGAAAGGGCGAGACGCGCGAGAAGAAGGGCAAACAACCAGAGCAGGUCGAAACGAAGAAGGCGACACAGGAUCUCGGCGCUGCUCUAUUUGGUGGGUCAGGCCCGUCACCCUCCAUGAAUGGUGCCAACCCAUUCUCGACAUCCAGUACCAGUACCAGUACGCAGUCGCAAGCAAACCCUUUCUCGUCGCUGGGAUCGCCUUCGGCGCUGGCCGCAAAGCCGCCGCAGCGUCCAGGGGAUGAGAUUCAGCCGCCUACAGAAUCCUUCGCAGACAAACUUAGAAUAACAACAAAGCCCGAGUCGAGCGGGAAGGAGAAAGAACCCUCAGAAGCUUGGCCCGACAACUCUCAGUUUCCACCUGCAUUUACGUCCUUCUACCUCGAUGCGUACCCUGAAGAACUAGAAAAAGAACAGGCCACAGACUCAAAGGCAGAAUCGUCCAAGAUCCAAUAUGACACGGAAGAGGGCGGUAGCGGCACAGGUUUUGAAAAAGACACCUUCGAAUCCUCCUUGGACAAGACGUUCCAGAAGUUCUCCGAUCGAGUCGCUCAAAAUCCCGAACAGGUACUACGCUACGAGUUCAAGGGCGAGCCAUUACUCUACUCGGGCAGCGAUGGUGUUGCCUCAAGAUUCGUUGUUCCUCACGGCAAAUCAGGCGCGGUAAGAGGGAUGCCCAGGUGUGAAAGCUGUGGCGCGCAGAGAGCGUUCGAGUUACAGCUUGUGCCUGGGUUGAUAUAUGAGCUAGAAAAAGAUGAGGCCAUGGACCUGGAAGAUGGAAUGGAAUGGGGAACGGUGAUCGUCGGCACAUGUGUGAACAACUGCGGUGUGCCAGGACAGGUGUCGUUCCGAGAAGAAUGGGUUGGAGUCCAGUGGGAAGAAAGAGUUGCCGGGAAGUAAGGUGUCAGCUGCGGACCGGUGCGCAACGAGACAUCUCAUCUACCGCUGAGAUAUCGAGUGGUAUGGAAAGGAUUGAUUCUCUUUGCCGUUGGAUGCAAUACCCACAGUGAGGUCUGCUAUUAGCAGCCGCUAUGCAGCCGCUGUCC